AUGUCCGACGCAUCCAACCCGCUCGCCACAGGUCUCUCAUCAGCAAUCAGCGACACACCAUUCCCAUUCCCAUUCCCAUUUCCCAGCAUCCCAGACACAGAUCCAGACGAGCCCGACUCAGAGCCUGAUAUUGUCAUAUAUAUUUUUGAGCCUGUGCAAGAAGCGACCAGUGAGCUGGUGAUUGACUCUUCGGUUUUGACCUCGGAAUACACGGCGAUAACGACGGCCUUGAGCACGGCGACGGAUGAGCUAGUAGUGACGACGGCAGCGAGAACAACGUCUGCGUUGGGAUCUGUAGAGUCGUCCGUGUAUAGCUCGAUAUGGAUCAAUGAAAUCUACACCGAUACGGACACCGUUUCAGACACCAAUACCAACAUCGAUGCUGCAAUCGGCGCUGGAAUCGGCGCUGACGCCAGUAGUUUCAUCCUUCAAAACCUCGAUCCGGAGCUCAUUGCAGACACCGUUACAAUCAUCGAUGCAGACACCAGCUCCAUCAUCAGUAGAAUCAAAGGAACAUACAUCGAUACGGACACCAUUCCAGACCCCAUUCCAGACACCAAUACCAACAUCCAUGCUGAAAUCGGUACUGACAUCGGCGUUGACUCCAGUAGAUUCUUCCAUCAAAACCUCGAUCCGGAGCUCAUUGCAGACACCAGCUCUUUCAUCAGUGGGGUCAACAAAAUACACGUCGAUACGGACACCAUUGCAGACACCAAUACCAUCACUGCAGACACCAGCUCCACACCAGCUCUAACAUUGAUAGAUCCAACAGAAUACACAUCGAUACCGACACCAUCGCAGACACCAACACCACCAUCUAUACAACCUUCCAUUCAAACAACACCACCACCACCACCCUCACAAACAUCACCAAUCAACAUGCCAAACCCCACUGCAGCAAACGCCAACGAGACAAACGCACCCGACACCGCAUCAAAUGCCGUUGCACAACAUGCGAAUCAAAGCCAACUGUCCAGCGGCCUGAUCGCAGCUAUUGGCGUAGUCCUCUUCUUUGUCGGCUUCUUCGCCGGUCUAGCCGUGUACUGCUGCCUCAGCAGACGGGCUAGAAAACGUGCGACGGCGAAGGAUACCGGGGAUGUAGAGCAGUCGCGAGUCUAUCAUGGUUCGAAUGCGCGCGACUCGAGAGGAUCGAUGCAGUCCCAUGAAACGUCGUCGUCGUCUAGGAGGAGGUCGUCUUUGAGAGGAGGGCACGUGGUUCAAGGACGUGGAGACGAGCUUGAUAAGCACGCAACAAGAUUUUACAGUCCUGUCAUUCAAGCACACAAUCUUCAUCUCACCACCCAGGCCAACGGCCCGGAGUCAAGGAACGAGGCCUGGGGUCAAGACACCUACACAUUGCCACCGAUCGCCGAGCAGCCACAGUUCUCGAUGCCCAAACAGACGGGGGACUCCCGCAGAAGUGUUUCCGCCGAGAGCGAAGUGGACCCAUACUGGCCCAACGUGCCUGGAACCUCAUCUCGUUCAAAAUACGCCAGGACGACAAAAAAGUCCACCGGUUCAAGUAAAUACUCGCGCCCGGCAUUUGGAAGCAUGAGAAGGAGUAUGGGUAGAUUCGCGAGUCGAGGUAGUAAUGCACGUAGUGGCAGCGAAUACUCCCAACCGUCGAGCAUUCAGAAUGCAAGCCUGAGGCCUGAGUCUGAUGUGCUCAGAGACUAG
Messenger RNA from Pseudovirgaria hyperparasitica, 1677 nucleotides. RefSeq lists its product as uncharacterized. The record is from RefSeq and is a predicted model, not a curated record. Lineage: Eukaryota; Fungi; Ascomycota; Dothideomycetes; Acrospermales; Acrospermaceae. The coding region runs from base 1 to 1677 and encodes 558 amino acids. The transcript is spliced from 3 exons.